Molecule: messenger RNA, 2545 nt
Organism: Dipodomys spectabilis (banner-tailed kangaroo rat)
Lineage: Eukaryota; Metazoa; Chordata; Mammalia; Rodentia; Heteromyidae
Gene: Klhl8
Product: kelch like family member 8
Exons: 11
Coding region: 377-2236 (619 amino acids)
Molecular function (GO): protein binding
Source: RefSeq, a predicted model, not a curated record
CGUCGGAGUGAGGCUCGGGGAGCACCGCUGGUGGCGGCGGAGUGGCGCUGGCGCUCGGGAGCCUUGGUGACACCGAGGAAAAGCCCGAGGAGGGACGAACGACCGGCCGAGAUACAGUGGCUCACACCUGUAAAUCUAGCUUCUUUGGAGGCUCAGAUUGGGAGGACUGCAGUAUAAGGCCAACCUCGGCAAGAAGUUUAUGGGAUCCUAAUCUCAAUAGAAAAAGCUGAUGUGUUGCAAACUAUACAAUGGCAAUUGAGGGAAUUUUAAAAAAUAAAGUUUAGUGGCUACAUCUGCCUUCUGUCUUCGCAACUGUUUCUAAAAGAAUAAAUGGGAUUCUUGAGGAAAGACCUAUAUUAAAAGAAUAGUCUUGCAAAUGGCUUCAGAAUCUAUGAAUGGGAAACAAUCUAGGAAUCACUGCCCAAAGGGGAAAAGGCAGCAACACCAGCAAAUAAAGAACAGGUCUUCAGUUAGUGAUUGUGGUGGUGAAGACUCCUUUGUCUUUGAAGCAAAUGAAGCUUGGAAAGAUUUUCAUAGUUCUCUUCUUCGAUUUUAUGAAAAUGGAGAACUCUGUGAUGUCACACUAAAGGUUGGCUCAAAGCUAAUCUCUUGUCACAAACUGGUAUUGGCUUGUGUUGUUCCCUACUUCAGAGCCAUGUUUCUCUCUGAAAUGGCUGAAGCCAAACAAACACUGAUUGAGAUUAGAGAUUUUGAUGGUGAUGCAAUAGAAGACUUAGUGAAGUUUGUCUAUUCUUCACGGCUUACUUUGACUGUUGACAACGUACAGCCUCUUUUGUAUGCAGCAUGUAUUCUGCAGGUUGAACUGGUGGCUAAAGCCUGUUGUGAAUACAUGAAGUUACAUUUUCAUCCCUCCAAUUGCUUGGCAGUAAGAGCCUUUGCAGAAAGUCACAAUCGAAUAGACCUAAUGGACAUGGCAGAUCAGUAUGCCUGUGAACAUUUCACUGAAGUAGUGGAGUGCGAAGACUUUGUAAGUGUGUCACCACAACACCUCCAUAAGCUUUUGUCCUCGAGUGAUUUAAAUAUUGAGAAUGAAAAGCAGGUCUAUAGUGCUGCUAUCAAGUGGCUUCUUGCCAAUCCCCAGCAUCAUUCUAAAUGGUUGGAUGAAACACUUGCACAGGUCCGUCUGCCAUUAUUGCCAGUUGAAUUUCUUAUGGGUGUUGUAGCAAAAGAACAGAUUGUCAAGCAGAAUCUUAAAUGUAGAGAUUUAUUGGACGAAGCAAGAAAUUAUCACCUUCAUCUGAGUAGCAGAGCAAUACCUGACUUUGAAUACUCUGUUCGGACCACUCCAAGGAAGCAUACAGCUGGUGUGCUGUUUUGUGUUGGUGGUCGAGGUGGAUCUGGAGACCCCUUUCGGAGUAUUGAAUGCUAUUCUAUCAACAAAAACAGUUGGUUCUUUGGACCAGAAAUGAAUAGCCGAAGGCGACAUGUGGGUGUAAUCUCUGUUGAAGGUAAAGUGUAUGCAGUCGGUGGACAUGACGGAAAUGAACAUUUAGGUAGUAUGGAGAUGUUUGAUCCUCUCACUAAUAAAUGGAUGAUGAAGGCGUCAAUGAAUACUAAGAGACGAGGAAUUGCCUUAGCCUCCUUAGGAGGCCCAAUUUAUGCAAUUGGAGGGUUAGAUGACAAUACCUGCUUCAGUGAUGUGGAGAGAUAUGACAUAGAAUCUGAUCAGUGGAGUACAGUGGCACCAAUGAAUACUCCCCGUGGAGGAGUGGGCUCUGUGGCUCUAGUUAACCAUGUUUAUGCAGUGGGUGGCAAUGAUGGAGUGGCUUCCUUAUCUAGUGUGGAGAGGUAUGAUCCACAUCUGGAUAAAUGGAUAGAUGUUAAAGAAAUGGGUCAACGAAGAGCAGGCAAUGGAGUUAGUGAACUUCAUGGCUGUCUAUAUGUUGUUGGUGGUUUUGAUGAUAAUUCUCCUCUAAAUUCAGUUGAGCGGUAUGACCCCCGAAGCAACAAGUGGGAUUAUGUGGCAGCACUUACCACUCCCAGGGGAGGAGUAGGGAUUGCAACAGUAAUGGGCAAGAUUUUUGCUGUUGGUGGCCAUAAUGGUAAUGCAUACUUAAAUACAGUGGAAGCAUUUGACCCAGUGCUGAAUAAAUGGGAACUUGUUGGAUCUGUGUCUCACUGCAGAGCUGGAGCAGGUGUAGCUGUGUGUGCCUGUUUAACUAACCAAAUUCGAGAUGUUGGUCAUGGAUCCAAUAAUGUAGUUGACUGUAUGUGAUUUCAACUCCAGCCACCAACAAUUCAGUCAUAUCUGAUAGCCAAGAGAGACAACAUUGUGUUAUGAACCUUUGUGGGUUGCAACUACAACUAGAAUCCCUUUGUUGUAUGUGACUAAACACAACUUUGGAUAAUAGCUGAAGAAUUUUAGUCAUAAAGUUAAAUAUGGUACUUCCUGCUUUAAAAAAUAAUUGAGUAGAGAAAUAUGACAGUCCAACUUGAAACCAUGCCUACUUUUAAAAAUGCUUCAAGUAGUGCCAAAAACCUUUGUCUAUUUGGGUGAUUAAAAUAUCACUUGUGGAGUUUUACA